AUGGUACGUGCUGCCCUGGCCGUAGCUACCCAGCAGAUGGAGCUUAGGCAGCCUGAGGCCUGGCCUUCGGCCUCACCUGGCUCCAAGGCCACACUGGCUUGCAGACCUCAGAGACAGAGACGAGGAGCACACGACGAUGCCCACAAGCAAGGCAGCCCAAUUCUGAGACGAAGCUCUGACAUCACCAAGUCGCCUCUCACCAAGUCAGAGCAGCUGCUGAGGAUAGAUGACCAUGAUUUCAGCAUGAGGCCUGGCUUCGGAGGCCCGGCCAUUCCCGUGGGUGUGGACGUGCAGGUGGAGAGCCUGGACAGCAUCUCAGAGGUCGACAUGGACUUCACCAUGACGCUCUACCUGAGGCAUUACUGGAAGGAUGAGCGGCUGUCUUUCCCGAGCACGAACAAUCUCAGCAUGACAUUUGAUGGCCGGCUGGUAAAGAAGAUCUGGGUUCCCGACAUGUUCUUUGUGCACUCCAAGCGCUCCUUUAUCCACGACACCACGACAGACAAUGUCAUGCUGCGGGUCCAGCCCGAUGGGAAAGUGCUGUACAGCCUCAGAGUCACGGUGACGGCGAUGUGCAACAUGGACUUCAGCAGGUUCCCCCUGGACACGCAGACCUGCUCCCUGGAAAUCGAAAGCUAUGCCUACACAGAAGAUGACCUCAUGCUAUACUGGAAAAAAGGCAACGACUCCUUAAAGACAGAUGAGAGGAUCUCCCUCUCCCAGUUCCUCAUUCAAGAAUUCCACACCACUACAAAACUAGCCUUCUACAGCAGUACAGGCUGGUACAACCGUCUGUACAUCAACUUCACUUUACGUCGUCACAUCUUCUUCUUCUUGCUCCAAACCUACUUCCCUGCCACCCUCAUGGUCAUGCUGUCCUGGGUGUCCUUCUGGAUCGACCGCAGAGCUGUGCCUGCCAGAGUCCCCUUAGGCAUCACCACGGUGCUGACCAUGUCCACCAUCAUCACAGGCGUGAACGCCUCCAUGCCCCGAGUGUCCUACAUCAAAGCCGUGGACAUCUACCUCUGGGUCAGCUUCGUGUUCGUGUUCCUCUCGGUACUGGAGUAUGCAGCUGUCAACUAUCUGACCACAGUGCAGGAGCGGAAGGAACGGAAGUUUCGAGAGAAGAUCUCCUGCACCUGCGGACUGCCCCAGCCCCGAGCAGUGAUGCUGGACGGCAGCUACAGUGACGGGGAGGUGAAUGACCUGGGUGGCUACAUGCCUGAGAAUGGAGAGAAGCCUGACAGGAUGAUGGUGCAGCUGACCCUGGCCUCCGAGAGGGGCUCUCCCCAGAGGAAAAGCCAGAGAGGCAGCUACGUGAGCAUGAGGAUCAACACGCACGCCAUUGAUAAAUACUCCAGGAUCAUUUUCCCAGCCGCUUACAUCUUAUUCAAUCUGAUAUACUGGUCAAUUUUCUCUUAGAUGCCUGUGAUUCUGUCAAUCUCAUCUCCUUCGUGGUUUGUAUGCACUACAGAAAUUGCUGUAAAAUGAAACAGGAUGGUUGAAAAAACAUCCCAGUACCCACCAGGGUUUUCACUGUCUCUUCUUCAGCUGUCCAAAGCUGCACUGACAAGACACCUUCUAUUUUUGCAUUUAUUAUUUUGCAAUCGGUUGUAUACACAGCAUUAUACAAAGUGUUGCAGGAAUUUGUCAUGAUAGCCACUGAUAUUAGCUGUCCCCAGGUCCCAGGAAGAGCACAGAGGCCACAUGUGGACAUGCUGCAAUUCAGUGCUGGGGUCCUGGAUGCUGUUGCUUCCUUCAUGGGUGGCACUGUGUUCUUUAGACUAUGUAGAACUGGGGAGUACCUGAAUAAAACCCAUUUGCAUGGAGCCCACAUGCACAUGAACCCCUUCUGAUGAAAGGCCCUACUUCAGUCUGUCCUUGCACCUGUUCUGUAUCCCUCAUAAUUAAUGAAAGGUAAUGAUGCUCAUGUUCCAGUCUCUCCCUCCAUCCACUCUGCAUCCUCCACAGUUAAUGAAAGGCAGUGAUUCUCAGGACCUCUCUAACAAGCUGUAGAUAUCUCCCCUUAUAAGACAUGCUCUUUAGACUGUUGACUUUUCCCUGGUAAAGAAACUUUGAAGAUAGAGAUAUGUGUGUAUGCAUUUUGUCUGUUUUGGGAGGUGAGUAAGCUAGAGAACCGUGUUCCUUUUCCUGUUUUCUAGUCACUGUUUUGUGCCUCUCUACCAUGGAGCAGGUGUUUCUUCAAAAUAAAGUGUUUUCUCAGUAGUGUGAUAUCACUGAGGAGCUUGAAGAGGUAUUAAUUUCUUCUGAAUAAUCAGCAUUUCAAGGAAUCUUGGGAUGCUUAUAGCUCAUAAGAAGGAGAAGCACACAAUUUCUUAAGAGAAAAUACCAUUAAAAAGCAAAAGAAGCAGACAGACGUCUGCGUUACCACUCAGCGAGAGCCAGCACUGUCUAGGAACUAGACACCAGUUGUCAGCUAGACUGAGCCGGCAGCAGACCUGAUAAAGUGGCCCAGUGGCAACUGAUGUCAUGGGUUGUAAUCUGGUGAAUUAUUUUAAAAUAAUGUUUAAAAAACAAGCCUUUGUGUUAUCUAUCUAGAAGAUCUAUAACAACUCCAACCAGACUUCCCCAAAUAGCAAUUUACAGUAUGGCAUUUUCUCUGGGCCUCAUCUUUCACUCACAGAGACAGGGAGUCUAUUCAACACUCAUUCACAUCCCACUAGCCACUAAGCCAACUUAGCUAAGACAUGGCCCCUUAAUUGUGGUUGUGUUCAGAGUUUAGUGAGACAUAAAUGAUACUUUCACAUUGUGGAACAUGUUAAUAAAUAUGGAGGUGAUCUAAGAGACCCCUCCAGGGACCACCGUCCUCUGUGCUAGGAAAGUUCCCUUCUUAUAUGUCCUUAGAUCUCCCAUCAUUUCAGAGUUAACUUGACAGACCAACCCUAACUAAUAUAUGCAUGGCUAUUCUUUAUUCUGAUUUUAAAAAGAGCUAUUUGCAAACUCCUACUUAGAAGAUAGUCUUUCACUUCCCACAAUGAAAAGUCACCAAAAGCUUUCUUCAAACUCAAGUAGUAAACUUAGAAGGACAUAAAUUAAAUAAUUGAUUAUCAUUGAUAUUAAAAACGACUGUUGUUUUGACAGUCAUGGUUUGCACCUGUCUGUAAUCUCAGCACUUGGGAAGCAGGAGUGAGAGGACCUGGAGUUCAAAGCUGGCCAUAGCUUUACAGCAUAUUGGGGGCCAGCCUGGGCUACAUGAGGUUUAAAAAGACUGUUUUUUCAUUUUUAUUUUAUGAAACAAUUACCUUUAAAGUCAACAUCUUUGCCACUGUCUUCUCCCUCACCACUAGGGCCACUGAGCUGUCUAGGUUUCCAGAUCAAAGCUAAACCUUACCUACUGUUUGGGAUACUCUAGCAUUUGAGUCAGUGUGUAGAAUGCUCUCCUAGUCUGCUAACCUGCUGUGUCAAAGACUGCAGACCAAAUGGCCUGAUUAACAGAGAUUUCUUUUCUCACAGUUCUAGAGACUAAUGUCCAAGGUCAAGGUGCUGGCAGAUGUGGUUUCCCUAGAGGCUUCUCUCCCUGACUUUUCAAUGGCCACCAUCUUGCUGUACCCUUGCCUUCUUUCCUUUGUACCCACCUAUGUCCUUUUCUCCCUAGUUAUAUUUGCUCAGGGCCCAUAUCAGUGGCCUCAUUUAACCCGAGUUCUUUCUUUAGAAGCCUGUCUCCAAACCAUUUGUUCUAUAGCAAUCUCCCCCAGGUUGGAAUACUUUAUUUUGGAAGGAAGCUCCUUAGGAUGUGCUAAAAGAAGGUGAUGUCCUCCAUCCCACAGGGAAGAAGCCCAUUUAGGUUAAGCUCAGGAAACAAACAACUCAAAAGUUUCAGGAAAUCCCUGAAACCAAAUAGAUAAACUAUCGCCCUCCACAAAGUAUAUAUAAGCAAUAAGAACCACUGAAAGUUGCUUUUAGGUGAUCCAAGCUGUCUGGAAGGGGCAAAGACCAGCUAAACUACCUGGAAGGGACACUUUCCAACCCAUUCAGCUGCCUGUGAGUCAUG
Messenger RNA from Peromyscus eremicus (cactus mouse), 4012 nucleotides. It is a transcript of the gene Gabrr1, whose product is annotated as gamma-aminobutyric acid type A receptor subunit rho1. Gene Ontology annotation, molecular function: GABA-A receptor activity; extracellular ligand-gated monoatomic ion channel activity; neurotransmitter receptor activity. Gene Ontology annotation, biological process: nervous system process; monoatomic ion transmembrane transport; signal transduction. The transcript is spliced from 10 exons. Gene Ontology annotation, cellular component: synapse; membrane; neuron projection. Bases 1 to 1422 code for a protein of 473 amino acids. NCBI's taxonomy places the organism in Eukaryota, Metazoa, Chordata, Mammalia, Rodentia, Cricetidae. The record is from RefSeq and is a predicted model, not a curated record.